Gambusia affinis (western mosquitofish) is the source of this 8727-nucleotide messenger RNA. Its product is annotated as retinoic acid-induced protein 1. The record is from RefSeq and is a predicted model, not a curated record. Gene Ontology annotation, biological process: circadian regulation of gene expression; regulation of transcription by RNA polymerase II. Bases 337 to 7077 code for a protein of 2246 amino acids. Lineage: Eukaryota; Metazoa; Chordata; Actinopteri; Cyprinodontiformes; Poeciliidae. Gene Ontology annotation, cellular component: nucleus. The transcript is spliced from 5 exons.
AGGCAAGCUAGAGCGCUAGAGGAAGAGAGAGAGAGGGGGGAGAGAGAGAAAGAGAGAGAGGCAGGAAGCCUGCUGCUGUCAGGGAAUAUUGGUGCCAUUUUCAGCAUCGCAGGGUGAAAGGAUUGAGCCUCGCCGCCGUACGCUUGGCUCGGCUCGCCUCUGCUCGGCUCGCCUCUGCUCAGACCGGCUGAACAAGAGGGCUUUAGGAGGGAGAACUACAAAAAGGAGGAGAGAACGGCUGACCCCCGCCCCCUACCCCUACACAGACCCCUCUUCCCCUUCCUCCCGUUUCACCUCACCUCCCCCUCCCUGCUCAGCCUACAGACGGAGUGAGUUAUGCAGUCCUUUCGUGAGCGCAACAGUGGUUACCACAGCAACCAACCCUGCUAUCAGCAGGAGCCCCAUGAAUUAUCUCGCCUGGAGACCUACCGGCAACACCCACAUCAUCCCCAUCCGCAGCAUCCACACCCAGGCCCUGGUCCUCAUCCAGGCCCUGGCCCCGGGCACAACAGGUCAGGCUAUGAGGCUAUGUCUAACACAGCAAAUGUGCCCACAGGUGGAGCAGCUGGAAUUGGAGGACCCAAGGACUGCUACAGCCAGCAAAACUAUUCUGGGUACCCAGGAAGUACUGGAGGCAGUGGAAAUGGAAAUGGGAGCUCAUCAGCUUCACAGGCAAAAAAAUCCUUUAGAGGAAGCAAAGUUCCCCCACCAAACCCCAGUCAACACUUGCAGGGCCCUGGAGGCUAUAGCAAUCAUAUGGCCCCAGGAAAUUAUUCCGCCCAGUAUAUGAGCGAGGGCCAUCUCCAGCAGAAAUGGGAGGACCCUGCACAGUUAGCACAGUAUGAACAGGAGAUGGUGGGGCGACUGGAGGCUGGUGCUUCCCCUGCACCUGGAUCCUCCCAGUACAUAGACUCAAACAUGUUGGGGCAUUCCCAAACCCCAUGCCACCAGCCUUCUACCCCAAGUUAUACAAGUCCACACCACCAGCCUCACCCUCCUAAUCCUGCUCCUUCACCUCUCAUGUAUCCCCAAAGUCAUCUACACUAUCCUCAGCCCUCCCCCUCUCCAUCCCCAUACAUGGAAAAAUGCAGUCCCAUGCCCCAUUGUUAUAAAGGCUACAACAUACCUCCAAAUUCUCAGUAUAGCAGACAGCUAAGUAGUCAUAGCAGUUUGAAGCAGGGGGCUUACAGGUCAACCCAGAACAGCUAUGGGUACCAGCAGUCAACACCCAGAGGUUAUGAGCAGCAGACAUCUUUACAGGCAAUGACCAACCCCCAAGAACCCCACCCUAAAUACCAACACUAUAGCCAACCCCAACAAAAUUACUGUCUGUCAGAGCUCCCUGUCAGAUCUCCAGAACAGUAUUAUCAGACUUGCAGCCCCUCCUCAAGUCAUUCCCCUGCUCGCUCUGUCGGACGUUCACCCUCAUACAGUUCCACCCCUUCACCACUGAUGACUAAUCCAGAAUCAUUCCAGUAUGGCCAACCACCAAUGACACCUGGGGCAGCCUCAUCAUCAUCAUCCUCUUCAGCUGGUAUGCAAGAUCAAGCCAGCACAAACACCAUGCUAAUGCCCCCACGGUCCCACCCUUCACCCAACAUAUCCCACACAGCAUCCCACAGCUACACUUCAACACCACAAGCGCCCACAAUGAAAGAGCGCUUCUCGGAGAAGUUGUUAUCAAACCCCAGCUUGUGGAGCCUAAACGCUCUCACCUCUCAGGUGGAGAAUAUCUCCAAUAAUGUUCAACAGCUCCUGCUUUCAGAAGCCCUGGUUGCAAACAAGAAGGGCAGCAAGCGCAGCAGUGGUGGGAGCAACAGCAGCACUGGAAGUGGGGCCUCCACCAAGAAAGGUGAAGAAUACAAAAGCCCUCCAUAUCCAGACAGUGGUGGCAUGGUGGGUGGGGCCAUGCAUGAACCUUACUCUACCCCACAGCACCAACCAUUGCCUAUGGAACUCCAUGAGGGUGGCUACUCCAGCAGUAGUGAUGAACCAUUGGACAGAGGUUUCUAUUACUUUGGCCAGGGUAGAAGUCCAGCCCAGGCCCACAACAACACACAACUCAGCCUGGACACAGCCUCCUCUUGCUCCAUUGCCUCUCCAGAUGAUAUGUCUACUAGGUCUGGGGACUCAGGGUUGCACAACCUUACCCCUGAUCCUAUAAGAUGCACGGCAGGGCAAGGAGGAGAUGGCAUGAAUACCCCAGUGAAGAGCAUUGGUGAUGAGAGAUCUCCAACAAGCAUUACAAUACCAAGUCCUAUGAAACAAGAAAGUGAUUCCCCAUCAGACAUACAACACAUCAAUCAGCCUGUAAAAGAGAACUUUGAAGAGUCAGCUUGGACUGAAAAACCUGCUGGAAAAGAAGAGGAAGCAAUGGAAAAGACUCUUGAUUUUAUAAGUAAAACAGACUCAAGCAACCCUACAGAGAAGCAAGAGAAAUGGACAGAUGAGGAAAAAUGCCCAAAUUUCUACAGCAAAAUAAACACUAAUAUGGCAGAAAAAGGCUAUUGCUAUGAAGACUCAAUGUACCAAGAGGUCCAGAGCAAAUAUGACUCUGAUGCAAGAGAUUCAGUUGAACAGUCCCCAGCUGAUCUCUCUGAUUCCAGUAACAAAGAUCACUUUAGUCAAGAGAUGAAGUCAGGGGUAUUCAAGUCUGAAUCUCCAACUGCAUCUGAGAGUUCUGUGAAAACGUUGCCAUUCAUUUCAAGAGGAGACCUUGAGCAGGAUCCAUAUUCCACAGAGAAAGAUGACAGUUCAGCAAAUACCUCUCCAACCCCACAAACUGAAGUCCUGGAAGAGUCUAGUUGUGACAAGAAGGAGAGCAGAACACAGGAGAAUGACAAAGACAUAGUAGAAGAUAGGGAAGAGGAUGAGAUAAAUGAAGAUGAGAAAGAAGAAAUUGAAAAAAGUUCUCUUUCACAGCUUUUGUCUAAAGAUAUUAGGGAGGAAGCAGAGGAGGAGAAAGAAAGACAGUCAUUAACUGAAGAGCACAUAAAUGACGAAGACAUCCAAAUGAGUCCCUCUGAAGAUCUCUGCAGCAGAACAGAAUUCCACAAUUUAGCUCUUAACACUGACAGUGAUUUUGCAGGGGGACCCGGUCAUCUUAAUGCAGCAGCAGCAACGACAGCAACAGAUGUUUCAACAAGGGAGUCAGCCAUCGGCGACACAGCACCUCAGCCACAGUCUGCUAUGCCAGUCUUCUCUGCUCUCAAUGAUAAGGCAGCUCCUCCUGCCCAGGCUAGAGAUCAUAUUGAUCACAGCGAUGCUAAGGUCCUGGAGCCGGACUCUCCUCAGCUGCCAGGGAAGUCAAUACUUCCCUCUGCCCCUUCCUGGGCUGACACUCCACCAUCUCCUCAAAAAGGGGAUGAUGAUAUAGAACCAGGCAUAAGUUGUUCCAGUGCUGUGACACCACUAGCUAAACCAGAGCCUAUGGUUCCAUCUGCUCAGCCAAGGACAUAUGGGCGUAAGCAUGUUAGGGGUAGAAGGAGAAUCAUACAUUCAGGUGUGGCAUUAAGGCGACAACUGAGUUUGAAGAAGGAGGAAGAAAAGGAGGACAAAGAAACAAAUUCCUCUCAGCAAAAAUCAAGCAUGGCUCCAAGCAAGACUAUUUUAUUCUCAGAUCAAACUAACCUUGCUCAUCAGGAUUCUAUGGUGAGCCAGACUCCUAAAAUGCUGACAGAUGGUUUUCAAUCCAGAAUGUGCACUCGCUCUUUUAAUGCACCAGAUAUGCAAGCAAAAGUUGAACCUAAUGUGAAGAGAAAACCAGGCCCAAAACCUGGAUCUAAGCCAGGGUCAAAACCCAGUGCAAAACCAGGGCCUAAGCCAGGUGCUAAGCCUGGUCUAAAGUCAGGGCCAAAACCUGGACCAAAACCUGGGAAAAAGACAGGACAAAAGCCUGCAUCACAGGAAUCAGAAGUGCCACUGAAACUUGAAACUAUUGUAAGGCAAAAACCAGGGCCAAAGCCAGGUUCAAAAUCUGGACCAAAACCUGGACCAAAACCAGUCCUAAGACCAGGUCCAAAACCUGGACUCAAGCCUGGUGAGGUUUUGCCUCCUACCGAGGCUGCUCCCAUCAAAGCUCCAGUUGGUCGCCCAAGGGGCUCAAUUUCAAAAGCAAAAUUGAUGGACCGGGAAGAUCCAAGACAAGUCCCAGAAAUGCAAAGCAGGACCAGGAAAGCUCUAAAACAUGCAACACUGCAAUAUAACCAAGACGGAAAAUCUCCAACAGAGGAAAAGCGAUCUCUCCCAGAAAUAAAGGUACAAGAAAGGGAAAACAACAAUAUGGUCUUAAGAUCCAGAAAACUCUCACAGGAUAAGCUAACGAAAGAAAAGGAAAGGGGAGGGGAAGAUAUUCAAACUUCAACAUCAACAGAAAAUAAAAUCAGCGAUAUCUCUCUAAAAGUUAAAGAGGUCAUAGUUGUGAAAAAACUACUAACUCCAAAUCCUGAUGCCAUGAUAACAACCAAUGUUUCCCUACACUCACCUGUACCACUUGCAAAGCCAGCCCUCUCUGAAGAAUCUAAAGAAAAGACAUUAUCAAUACUAAAGCACACAUCUAGCCCAGACAUUUCCACACCACCUGUAAAAAAGAAGAGAGGUCCAAAGCCCAAACUAAGAAACUUACCAUCUCAGUCAGUCCUGUUUGAAGAGAUUCUACCAGCACGCAAAGACAAAAGUGUCCGAGGCCCCAGAAGAAAGCGAGGACCACCCAGGAAAGCUUCUCUGGUCAGUGCCUCAACAAAAGAUGCGCCUCCUAACAGCAGUGGAUCUGCCACCAGUGACAUGCCUGUGGUGCCUCCCCAGUGCCCCACCAAAACAAAAGUUCUCCCUCCACGCAAAGGCAGAGGGCAGAAAUAUGAGGCAAUGGUACAGAAGAUUACAUCUCCCAGCUCAAAAAAACACUUCCCAGCUACGCAACAGGACAGUAGUCUAAGUGAGGACUUUACGUCAAAGGCUUUUUCUGAAUUUGUCUUUAAGGAAGGUGAGGCUUUUAUUCAAAUAAAUAACACAGAGACAUUAGAGUUUACAAAGGAGGAAAUGAAAGAGCAAGAAGAAGCAAUGACAAUGGAAGAUGUAUCACAACUAGGUGGCAAGCAUGAGUUAAGCCGAGAAGAAUCAGCAAAAGAUAUAGUAAGACCAUUAGUGGAAGAAGAGAUUACAAAUAAGAAUUACGGAAGACAAGAAAAAGGUAAAGUAGAAACCAAGAUGGAGGUUGCUGACAAUAAGGCUUUGUCUUCAACAGAGACAUCAUUAGAUGUUGGAACUCUAGAUGAGAGGACACAACAGACUUCCAAGAGUGAUGCCACAAAGUCUGUCAGAACGAAGAGAAAGAGAUGGGCCAUGGUGGAAAGUACAGAUGCAUCAGUGGUAGCUUUGGAAGCAGACAGCCUCAUUAUUACAACACCAAGACUUGCUAAACAGAGAGCUAUUAAGAACAACCAUGAAAUGCACCUUAAACAGAGGAGGAAGAAGAGAAAGGGUGAAGCCAAUUUAGAGGAAACCGAGACAGUAGAUGAGCUCAACACAACAGAAACACCAGAACCUGUGGAGAGAAUAGAGGAAAAAGUCACGGCCACAGAGUCCACAAAGUACACGGAACCUCUACCAACUAGCGAGGAUAAAUUCACAGAAACCCCACAAGCUAUCUCUGCAGAACUUAUUCAAAAACCUCGAAGAGGCCGAAAACCAUCCGCAAACCCAACUAAACAAAAAAGAAGCCAAGCCUCAAUGGAGCACGCUCCUGGGAAGCCAGUGAAGAUCCACAAAAAACCUGGGCCAAAACCUGGAAUGAAAGAUGCCAUUGAGGUAAUUGAGGCAGUUGUAAGGGCAGCUGGAUGUGAGCAGGACCAAAAAGAGGAAAGAGCAAAAGAAGAAAGAGAAAAAAGAGAACGAGAGAAUAUAGAAAGUGAAGAGACUAGUAUUGUGGGUCCUGUGGUGACUGUUACAGAAAAACAGAUGGAGUUCAUCUCUGUGAAAAGAAUCAGAAGGAGACCAAUCAACAGGAAUUCCAAACUAUCUUUUUGUCCUUAUGUACGGAUCAACAACUCUAGAGACUUUUCUUCUUGGUGUGCCAUAGUCAACAAGCCUGACGAUGCUGUUGUAUUUCAGAGACGGAGAAAAAAGGGCAUACUUAGAAUGAGGAAUCCUUUCACAGUUGCUAAAGUAGUGCCACACACUGCUGCCAUGCAACUAGGACCAUUGGUAAACACAAAUCUAUCUGACAUGCGUCUUAUGUGUUGCUUGUGUGGGAAACCACCAAACUACAAAGACCUGGGUGAUUUGUGUGGACCAUACUACACAGAAGAUAGUAUUCCACGGAAAAUUUUGACUAUCACACAUACGCAACUCUUCAGGGAAGAUGGCAGCAAGACCCACGAGAAUGACAGUAACAGCAGUGAAGAACCAGGGACUUCCUCGAAGACUGAAGAUAGAGUGAACUCAGAAAAGGAGGGAAAUACAGAAGCUACCACUGAAGAGGCUGGAAACAGCAGGCACCAUCACCGGCACUACAGACGGCUACUGAGACCGGAAAGACCGUGUCAGGAAGGUGGUCCGAGAAGAGUUACCCUCAGAGAGCGAUUCAGGAGAAUGAAGCAGCUCCAGAAUCUCUACACGGCCACUUCAAAAGACCAAGAGGGCAAUGAAAGCAUGUUCCAAAAGCUACAAAUGGAGGCAGUGGCCAAGGAGCACUGGGCUCAUGAAAACUGUACCAUCUGGACCAAGGGGAUAAUUAUGGUAGCUGGAAGGCUAUAUGGACUGAAGGAAGCUGCCAACAAGUCAGCUCAAACGAGCUGUCACAAGUGCCAGAUUUCAGGAGCGUCUCUCAGCUGCUGUUGGAGAGGCUGCUCUUAUAAGUACCACUACAUCUGCGCCAAAGAGAUAGGCUGCACAUUUCAUGAGGAUGAUUUUUCCAUCAAAUGCCCAAAACAUGAGACUGGCAGGGAUGAAAAGCUGGCAGCUGAUCAAAACACCCCACCCACCAUCGCUGCCUGUUAUCCUCCCCACAUGCUCUCUCCACCAUUACUCUCUACUUCUUCCUCUCAUUAUUUCUCCUUCCUCCUUCUUUUUUCCUGUUAGCCUCAUUCCGCUUCUUUGCUCCCCCGCUGCUCCGUCUCUCCCAGCGUCUCAAUCCGUUCACCUUCUGAUAUCCUAUAAGCUCCCCGAUUUGUUUUUCUCCCCCCUUCCAUCCUCCCUUCACCCUUCCUCAAUCAGCCCCUUUCUCACCCGCUUCCUUUCUCAUCCCCUCUCUUUCUCUCUCUCUCUCCCCCUGCGCCUCCCCCUUCACCUCCACUCCCACGUCUGAGCGGCAGAGACGACGUGUGAGAAACACAGAGAAAAUGAGAGCAAGUCAGAGAGAGAGAACGUUGUUAGCUGCGCUGAGGCAGAGCUGUCAUCAGGCUGAGGGAUCUGAGAGGCUGCAUGUCUGCGCCGAGCCAAUUUAAGCUCAGCGGCCCAAUCAAAGGGAAGAGGAGACACGGAUAAACAUGCAAGCGCCCCACCCAUGGGUUGCCACGUCAGAGGACUCUCUUUAUCCCUGUGUUCUCACUUUAAGGCGGGAUAGAAUUCACCUAAACGUAACACAUUAAUAGCGCAUCAGCAUGGGAUGAUUAGCAGGUUAGUUGUAAGCUCACAUAUAUCCACUUGGGUGCAAAAAACAACCACUAAGGAACAGGGGAAACAGACAGUUUCACACUGAGGCUGAGGUGGAAUAAAAAGAGCCGAAUCAGGACAGUUACAUCAGAGAGCGGCAGACUGGGAGCCGUCGAGGUGGUGCAAGAAAGGAAAGGCUACAAAAGAGAGCCUUGGUGUGACAGCGAGGUGGAGAGACUACAGGCGUAAAAAAAAAACCGUCAUGUGUUACUCCAGAGACCAGAAAGCAGAAAGAGAACAGGAAGACCAUGAGGAUGGGCAGCUGGCAGACUGAAGUCAGAAGGAGGAAAAUAAAUGAAGAAUACACUGCUUUUCAAAUGUAUGUAACUAAAUAUAGAAUAAAAUCUGGAAGAGACUAUAAAGAUUUAAUGCUGGACGGAGGCCUUUCAGCAGGCUAACAUGAAAUAUUGCCACAGUGUUAAAAUGUGUCAAAAUUGAAAAUGUCAAAAUUAAAAUUGAACAUUUAUUUAAAUACACAAUAAAUGUGUAUUUAAAAAAUGGACAUGCACAGUUCCUCAGAGUGACUAGGAGUUAUUUUGCAAAAAACAACUGAAAAUGAUGUUUUUAGAUGUGUAAACCUUUUAGAGAUGUAGCUAAAAAGACUUAAAGCUGCCUGGAGCAAAACAUUUUUGAGCACAUUAAAUACAAACUCAUACAAUCUAUUUCAAAUUUCUAUUUGUUAAGAAAGCUGAAAUUUUGUGUUUUGUUUUGUUUUGUUUUGUUUUGUUCAUCAUUAUACAGCACUUUCUUUUUUAUUGUGUUGGCUGAUAAAAAUGUAGAAAAAUACACAGAAACUUGUGGUUGUAGCACAACAAAAACAAGAGGAGGCUCAAGCAGCGUGAAAACUUUUGCGAGUCACUCUAAGUGCAUCACUGGCUCUUACACGGUUUUCUUUUUACAGCCAAGCUGGUCAGCUGAAUUCAUCUCCUCUUUCAUGCAGCAGCCUCGCUUUGAUGUUUUCUGCACAUUUCUGCAGAAAAAGCUUCAAUUCUCACCGCUCAGAGUGGCCUGGAGGCUCUCUCCACCUGCAUCACAGCUGCCUGAAGCUUUUUCUGGUUCAAACCAAAGGAAGAAUUU